Aethalodelphis obliquidens (Pacific white-sided dolphin) is the source of this 4268-nucleotide messenger RNA. It is a transcript of the gene DENND6B, whose product is annotated as DENN domain containing 6B. The coding region runs from base 115 to 1983 and encodes 622 amino acids. Lineage: Eukaryota; Metazoa; Chordata; Mammalia; Artiodactyla; Delphinidae. Gene Ontology annotation, cellular component: recycling endosome. Gene Ontology annotation, molecular function: guanyl-nucleotide exchange factor activity. The transcript is spliced from 18 exons. The record is from RefSeq and is a predicted model, not a curated record.
ACUGCUCCGCGGAGCCGUCCGGGCGCGCCCAGGCCACCGCCUCCAGUCCGUUCCCCCGGCAACGCCUCGGGCCGUUCCCCCGGCAACGCGCGGCCGUUCUCAGUAGCAGGGGCCAUGGACCAGGUGUCGGGCGCCGGGCCCCACCGGGCUCGCGGCUGCCUCGGCGCGCCGUCCUGCGGAGCGCGGGCUCCGGGGGCACCCUGGGCACGCUUCUCGGCCUGGCUGGAGUGCGUGUGUGUGGUCACCUUCGACCUGGAGCUGGGCCAGGCGCUGGAGCUGGUGUACCCCAGCGACUUCCAGCUCACGGACAAGGAGGUGGGUCCCAGCCCUCUCCGGAGCAGACCUCACCCAGGGAGCAGGCCCUCACUGGCUUUCCUGUGUUUCAGAAAAGCAGCAUCUGCUACCUGUCCUUUCCCGACUCCCACUCAGGCUGCCUCGGGGAUACUCAGUUCUGCUUCCGCAUUCGUCAGUGUGGAGGGCAGAGGCGCCCCUGGCACACGGAUGACAGGCACUGUGACAGUGGGGCCCCCGUGUCUCUGCAGGCAGGUGAAGGACAGCUCUGUGAAGAGGGGCUACUUCCAGAAGUCUCUGGUGCUGGUGUCCCGCCUGCCCUUCGUCCGGCUGUUCCAGGCGCUGCUGAGCCUGGUUGCUCCCGAGUACUUCGACAAGCUGGCACCCUGCCUGGAAGCGGUCUGCAAUGAGAUUGACCAGUGGCCGGCCCCUGUGCCGGGGCAGACCUUGAACCUGCCUGUCAUGGGAGUCGUCCUCCAGGUGCACAUCCCAUCCAGCGCAGACAAGCCUGAAUCCGGUCCUCCAAAGCAGUGCAGCCACAAGAACCUGCUGCCAGCCCCGGUCGUCCUCACCAGUGUCCAUGAGCUGGACCUGUUCAGGUGCUUCCGGCCCGUGCUGGCCCACGUGCAGCUGCUGUGGGAGCUCAUGCUUCUUGGGGAGCCCCUGCUGGUCUUGGCGCCCUCGCCCGCAGUUUCCUCGGAGAUGGUGCUGGCCUUGACCAGCUGCCUGCAGCCCCUCAAGUUCUGCUGCGACUACCGCCCCUACUUCACCGUCCACGAUAGCGAGUUCAAGGAGUUCACGACGCGCACGCAGGCCCCACCAAGCGUGGUCCUGGGAGUCACAAACCCUUUCUUUAUCAAAACGCUCCAGCACUGGCCCCACGUUCUCCGCAUCGGGGAGCCCAAGAUGCCAGGGGACCUUCCCAAGCAGAUCAAACUGAAAAAGCCCUCAAGGCUGAAGAUCCUGGACACCAAGCCAGGCCUCUACACCGCGUACACGACCUACCUCCACCGAGACAAGGCCCUGCUCAGACGACUGCUUAAGGGCCUGCAGAGGAAGCGGCCGUCGGACGUGCAGACUGCAGUGCUGAGGCAGCACCUCCUGGAGCUCACGCAGAGCUUCAUCAUCCCUCUGGUGGGGCCUGGCCGGCGGGGAGGAGGGCGCCGGGCUGGAGGGGCAGGCAGCAGGCUGUGGCCCAGACUCAGACUCACUCCCCUUCCCCCCCAGGAGCACUACAUGGCCAGCCUCAUGCCCCUGCAGAAGAGCAUCACGCCCUGGAAGACCCCUCCCCAGAUCCACCCCUUCCGCCAGGACGACUUCCUGCGUAGCCUGGAGCGCUCGGGGCCCCAGCUCACCUGCCUCCUCAAGGGCGACUGGCUGGGCCUCUACAGGCGGUUUUUCAAGUCCCCCCAUUUUGAUGGCUGGUACCGACAGCGGCACAAAGAGAUGGCCCAGAAGCUGGAGGCCCUGCACCUCGAGGCCAUCUGUGAGGCGAACCUCGAGAUCUGGAUGCAGGACAAGUCCGAGGUGGAGGUCGUGGAUCUGGUCCUGAAACUUCGGGAGAGGCUGGUUCGGGCACAGGGCCACCAGCUCCCCGUGAAGGAGGCGACGCUGAAGCGGGCGCGGCUGUACAUCGAGACAGUCGUCGGCUCCCUGCCCAAGGACCUGCAGGUCGUCCUGUGCCCUCCCUAGGAUGGGGCCCAUGGCCCGGGGCCUGGCUGCCCCUCGGGGCCUGGGUCUGGCCGAGAUUCCCUCCCCCCAGUCAAGCAUGAGAUCCCCCACCCAAGCUUCCGGUUGCCCCUGGUCCCCCACCUGGCACCACCAUCAUCCCAGCAGACAAGGUGGCAUUUGGAACUACAGCCUGGCCCCUGACUGUUGGCGGAUCACGUGCUGCAGAGCCUCCCCUCCCCCUGGGCCCCACCUGUCUUCUCCAGGGUCUUAGGCAGGGGUGGGGGGCAGGCUGUGAGCCCUGCUGAUCUGAUCUGGGCCAAGGCCACACACCCCUCCAGGAGCCCAUCUGCCCAAGCCCUGCAGGCCCAAGCGUUGCAUCUGAUGCGUCCUUUAGACCCACCAGGCUGCCCAGCUCAGGACGGAAGGAGGCGGCUGACAGGCAGACCCCUCUCCUCACACAGCCCGCCCCCCGCCUGUCUUGCCUGGGGGCUGAGGGGGGAACCUCGCCUGCGGUCAUCACUUGGGAGGGGAGAAGCCGCUUUGCCCGGAGAAGAGCUGUGCCCUGUGGUUCGCUGGGAUGCCGCCAGGACCCGCGUGGCUGCCAGGCGGGUCCAGGUCGUUGUCUUUGUUCCACUCCAGGGACACCCCACUGGGCACCUUCUCCGUUCACUCUGCCCUGCGCUGCUGCUCGUCGGCUGGCAGGCCCUCGAGUCACCCCCGUGUUCAUGCAGCCCCACAGGCAGUGAGGGGCUUGGACUCUAGCCUGACCAGGCCCGCGGCCUUGGGGCACCAAGCUCCUCGGCAAGGAGUGAAAGCCCCUCAGAAGGGAUCCACGCCCCCAUAUGACACCUUGGAGCACUGGGCCAAGCAGUCACGUGCUGUCAUCGGCACCAUCACAGCUCAGCGCGCAGUGGCAGCUGGUGGGGGGCAGGGCAGGGGGGGAGGCGCGGACCCAGAGCUGCAGGCCUUUGGGUAAGUCCCACCGAACCCAACCCCAGAUGCCUCACCUGAGGCACAAGGCCUCGUAGAUGCCCGCGUCGGCCUUGGAGGCAACCUGAGCUGAGUCCUGGCUGAGCGAUGUGGUGCGGGAGGCAGGCCGAGCGGGGGGCUUUCCCUUCUCUCCUGAUUCCCCACAGUCCGUGUCCUGGGAUGGAGCAGUGACGCAGCCACUCCUCCCAAGCGGAGUUCGGUGGAGCUGCCAGAUGACAGAGGCGCUGGCCUCAGAGCUGCCAGCGUCGUCUUGUCCGGCCCUGACCACUGCCUAGGACAGCCCGGCGCGUCCGCAGCCUGCAGACAGCUGAGCUCGGCCUGGUGUGCGACCGCAGUCAGAGGACAGAAUCGAGGCAGCAGAGGGAGAGGCGAGCUGGAGGCCCUCAAGUGAGGAAGGACUUUGUGGCCCCAGUGCCACUUUGGAAAGUCUGCCCUGCUGUCUGGCCGUGAGGGGUGUGCCCCGGCAAUUGCACGGUCCCUUCCCUUGGCUUUCUGAGGGUGACUGCGGGUGAUGGAGGGCUGCAGGGGAGCGGCUGCAAAGGGGCCUCCGCAAAGCCCUCAGGGACUUUUGCCUCCAUCGACCCAGGAAGGCACAACCUGAUUCCCCCGAAUCCUUGCAUGCUCCCUCGAGGACUGCUUGUGUCCACGCAGCAGCCCCUCACAGCGGCUUGUCCUCAGGAACACUGGUGCAGCGGGAUGUCGGGGGAGGGACGCCUGGCAGAGUGGGCAACACUGCCCAGGGUGGAAUCCAAAGCUGAAGGGUACAGGUGGGAGGAGGUCCCUCCCCUGGAGUGCCUGCAGCUGUGGGGGGGGCCUCCUCCUCACAGCCUGACCCCCCUGCCCAGACAGGGGCCUGAGGGUGAGGGCUGGGGGUGGAGUCCUGCCAACUCCAUCGUCUCCCCCAUAAGACCCUGGGUUCCCUCUCAGGAUCAGGUCAGCUCCGGCUGGGCUGAGCCUCUGUCCCCCCACCAGGCUGGGGACAGGCAGUGAGAAGGGAGGAAGGGGCAGGAAGAUCAAAAGAGGCAGACCCACCACCUACUAGAGCCCCGUGGACAGGAGGCCUGGACGGACAGGAACCAGUGGUCCAAGAGGGCGCUGUGGUCGGCGGCCAGUAUGUGAAGCCGCCUGCUUUUGGGGAUCGUGUGUGGGCCUGGUGUGGUGGCCGGGAUGGGGGUGGGAGGGCAGUGGGCUGAUCCAGGGACAGGAAGGACAGUCUUCACCCCCAAGCUUCCUGCACUCUAUUUAAAGACUCCGUUUUAGUCUGUGAUGGUGGACUUCCCACAUCUUUGGUAUUAAAAUGUCCUUCUGUGACACGA